Messenger RNA from Girardinichthys multiradiatus, 2449 nucleotides. It is a transcript of the gene dnaaf2, whose product is annotated as dynein axonemal assembly factor 2. Gene Ontology annotation, biological process: axonemal dynein complex assembly. NCBI's taxonomy places the organism in Eukaryota, Metazoa, Chordata, Actinopteri, Cyprinodontiformes, Goodeidae. The record is from RefSeq and is a predicted model, not a curated record. The coding region runs from base 187 to 2280 and encodes 697 amino acids. The transcript is spliced from 2 exons. Gene Ontology annotation, cellular component: cytoplasm.
UUACCAUGGUGACAUCAACAACGCUACCGUUUUCCUUUGUGUCUAGCUUUAAUCACUCGAUACUAAACCUGAGUUAACGACGGCAGUUGACUAAUAUAGACUGUAUCAGUUACUGCGUUUAAGCUGAAACAAUUUUUCUGAACAUUUAAAGUUCAUUCAACUGGUCUGUUCCUCAAAAUAUUCAAAAUGGACAUCGGCGAAAAGCUAAAAGAGCUAAACUUGUCGUCGGAGGAAGUGGGCAGAUUUACCAAAGCCUUCAAAGACGAUAAAUUCAGGGAGAUGUUCUGCGAAUACGUCCAAGAAAUAUCCGAACCUGAAAACAGGAGAAAGUACGAAGAGGAAAUCCGACAGUUGGAGCAGGAGAGAGGAAACAACGUGGAGUUUAUCCAGCCGACACCGUUCAGGGUGAUCAAAACGAGCGCAGCUGGAAAGCAGAAAUGCUUCAUCAACAUCUGUGCCAAUGAUACAAUCCAGAAACCAGAGGGAAAGAGUGCUUUGUCAGAGGAUGGCCGAAGGGGGCAGUGUUGGACCUUACCUCACAGUCUUCAUCCUGGGAGGUCAGAGAGAGACACUAAAGGCAACACAUUUAUGGUCUAUGAUGUCAUUUUCCACCCUGACACGCUGCACAUGGCCGCUAAAAACAGAGCAUUCAUGGAUAUGGUGUACGACGCAGCUAUUGAUGGAGUCCAAAGAGCAUUUAACAUAAAUCUAGACAAAUACAAUGUGAGAGAAAUGAAGACAAAAUAUAAAGGUACCCCUCAGACAUUUGUUAUCCGAAAACCCAUACCUGGAUACGAUCCCCAGAACCCUGCCCCUGCCUUACCAUGCCUAGAUGUUCCUCAGCCACAGAUGGAGUGUGACGAGUCGCCUUCAUUAACAAACAGCAGAGAUGUUCAACAACAGAGCUCCCAGUUCCAAUCACAGAAGAACCAGGAGCCAGCAAAGCCAAACUACACAGUAAAAUACCGAUCUAGGGUUGAUUUACAGGACUUCAGGUAUUCUAGAGACUCGGUGCAGAGCUCCAGACCCAAUGAAAUUCUCAUUACUAUUGACCUGCCUCUCCUGAAGUCAGUCAGAGACACCAGCCUUGAAAUAAAGGAGAAAAGUCUGCUUCUGGAGAACAAACAGCCAGCCUACAGGCUCCAUCUGCCUUUAGCCUACCCUGUGGAUGGAGACCAAGGAGAGGCCAAGUUCAACAAACACACAGGACAGCUCACUGUCGCCCUGCCGGUCUGUCCACCCGAUGAAGCUCUUAAUGAUUCUGCUGGACCUUGUCCUCCAGUGAGUGCUCCUGAGAGAGACAGUGAGAGUCCAGAGGAGCAAAGUGAGGUCGAAGAGGACCAAGGGGAAAAAGGGAUUUAUGAGAAGAGCGAGCAAGAGGUCCAGACAGGUGAACUGGAAGAAGAAAAACAGAAAAAAGGAAAUGGAUUGGUUAACAACAGUGAAGAACAGAAAAGUGGAGGAAAGGAGAAUAAAUGUCACCAAAUAAAACAAAAACAGCAUGAAACAGAGGAGGGAAAAACAGAAACAGAGCUUCCAAUCUGGAGCGUGGAUGAAAAGCAAGAUACAUUACAAGUAAACAAGGAGGUGGAAAAGAAGGAAGGUGGACUAAUGAAGGAAACCCAAAGUCGAUAUUCAGAGAAAAGAUCAGCUCUGGAUAAAGAUUACUGUCAAGUAGGAGAUGAUCCUGUUAGGAAAACAGGAGUUUAUGCUCAGGAAACUGCAGCUGUCAAAAAACGAUCUGCUUCUGCUGAAACUAAAAACCAGGGUGUUUUAAUCUCUGACGAACAGACCAGUUUCUCAGAAGAGGAAAAAGAAGCUAAACCAACCUCAAGUUUGGAGUCUACAUCCAAAACAUCUUUAGACCUCCAGGUGGGGCCUGGAAAGGUCAGGAAUGUUCAGGAAAAUACGCAGGCUCAACAAGACACUUCACUUCAGCACCUUCCAUCCAUGGAGGAACCCCAGAUUUCACCUGAGGUUUCUUUCCCACCAACCGAGACCGCUCAAAGCCAGGGCAGUGUGGGGGAUGUCAGGCUUUCAGGGAGGCCGCUGGAGUCCAGCCAGGUGUUUGUUACAGAUGCAGCAGGAAAGGGGAGGGAAACAGGUGAAGAUGACCUGCCAGAACAUCACGUCCCCCAGAGGUCAGAGCAGGACAACCAGCCACCAGUCGAAGUGUCACUGAGGGAGAUCAAUGCCGAUGGAAAAGAGACGCUGAUCAGUGAUCAUUCCACAUCUGCAGGUUUCGUUUUCCAGAACAAACUUAUGUACGAGCUGGACUGAUGCUCCGUGUUUUCAAAGAGAAUGAAGACAUUUUAUGUCGAAGAUUUUUUCUGCUAUCAUAUUGUAGCUGAGAUGUUUUCAAAGUGAGAGUUUACACGCUGUUCUGUGGGUUUCUCUCAACGUUAAUAAACUAAAAAGUAUCUAUUAAUAAAUAUUCAUGACAAAAAUA